Molecule: messenger RNA, 3045 nt
Organism: Drosophila biarmipes
Lineage: Eukaryota; Metazoa; Arthropoda; Insecta; Diptera; Drosophilidae
Exons: 8
Coding region: 455-1558 (367 amino acids)
Source: RefSeq, a predicted model, not a curated record
ACCGAAAGCAGCAGAGUCCUACGGCUGAAACCGUGGCUAAAACCCAACGGAAAACAACAAUCCGAACUCAAAAACAUCCCGGAAAAUAGACGAAAUUCUCACCGCCAAUUGCCGGUAGAAAGUGCGAAUAAACAAAUAGGAUAAACAAUUAUUUGUGAGCGGGGAAGCCUGGAAAAACUGUGAGCAAACAGAAAGUGCUCCCUAGUGCAAAGUGUGGAACUCAAACUUUUUAAUUGGUGAAUUAUUAAAUUGGAGCUCGACCAAGGAGGCGCACUAUUUUUUAAUGGAAGCCCCGGAACGAGGAUAAUAACCAACCCGAGGGAACCAGCCUCAUCGGCGACAUGAUCCCCGCGAUGUCCGCGUAAUGAAAACGAAACCCAGAAAGUUGUCCUGCCGUCGCUGAGCGGAAAAGCAGCCCGGAAAAGCCAGAAAUAUUUCAAAUAGGCUACUGAAAAUGAAGUCCGUCAUUUUGUAUCCGUACGGACCGCUGACCGGAGGCACACGUUGCUGUCGCAUGUUGCAUGCCAAAAAUUUGGCCAUAACAAGUGCAAUUUACACAAUAAAUAUAUCGCUCCUAAUCGUACUGAUAUACUCGUGGCGCAUUAACGUCAACAUGCACAAGUCGGCCGAUCUGCAGGAUGUCUACUACGGUGUUCAAAUAGCAUACUUCGCCAUAAUCGGCACACAAAUGUCCAUGGUAUUGCUGAGCAUUGUGUUGAUAUUUGGAAUAUGUCGGGAAAACCCCGGACUAAUCGUACCCUGGAUAAUUGGCUAUAUAACAUUUAUGGCCCUGGAAGCUGUCGCCAUGGUAUACUCCAACGUUCUGCGCGAUCAUGUAAAUAAGCAAUUUGAUGCCAUGUGCAAGGCCGAGGUGGCGUUCUUUAUUGCUCGAGCCCUUAUAAACGUGCUGGCCAUGUGGGGAGUGCUGCGCUUCUACAACUUGGUGCGCUCUGGAAUUACUUGGCGGGGACCUGAGGCCAAGACCGCAAUUUUCACACCGAUGUACAAGAGUGUCAGUACGAACAAGCCGCACACAUACACGUACAGCAAGCGGUCAAGGCGUCGCCACAGCAUGGAGGCGACUUCCGGCGGAUGCUGCGCCAUCUUCGAUUUCGACUUUGAGUACGACGACGACAACGACGACGACGAUGACGAGGCCUAUGGCGAUGGCCUGGACACGGAGGAUGAGGUGGGCUACGACUACGACGACUACUACGACUACUACGACGAUGACGAGCUGGCGGAGCAGCAGCAGCUGGGACUGCAGCAGGAGGACGCGGACUGCAGUAUGUUGGGGGCAGCCAAGGCAGGCAGAUCGCGCUCCAAGCCUCGAUCCGCUGUGGUAAAGGUCAAGGGUCAGAGGAGUGGAAGUCGCCGCACCAACAACAACAUCCGCAGCGUGCUGAUCAACAAGCGGCACAACAAGUACAAAAUCGCGCGACCCCAAACGCAACUGGAGGUCAUCAACGAGUCGGAGAAGAGUGCGGGGAGCGGCAGCGAUGAGAACGACUCGCUUUUGGUGGCCUAUGACAGCAGUUCGUCGAUGGCGUCGGUUUGACAUUGGCCGCCAUGCAAAUCGGGAACCGGAAAUGGAAAUGCAGCCACUGGAGCAGCGGGAGGCGAUAGAUCCAGUGGCACAAGUGACCGGGGAAAGUGCCAUAAUAACAGCGACUGCAACUGCGACUGCGACUGCGAUAGCAACUGCGACUGCAGUGGGGACAACAGAGCCGGAAGCGGAAGCGAGGCCGACGACGACGGCGAUCCUGACGAGGGCCAGCAUCUGGAACCUGGGUGGCCGAAGGGCGUCCGCCUCGCUGGUCAGUGUUGCGGUCAGCGUCACCGCCGACGUCCACUGCGACGCGUCUACUGCGCUGUAAAUCUGUCCAUAAUGGGCCUCCUGGUGGCCGUGGAGAUAUAUGCCCAGAUCGCCAUAUUCCUGUAGAUCAGAACCGCCACGCCCAUCUCGAAAUGUUUCUUCCAACUCCAGAUAAAAAAUGGUUCCAAAGAUAAAUAGAUAAAUAUGAAAAAGAACCCUUUAAUUGCCAGCUUCCAGCUUUAAAUGUAAAUAAAAUAGAAGAAUAUAAUAUUGAAAUAAAACAACAUUAGCUAAUGCUUUAACAACGCCGAAUUAAAAUAGUUCAUAUCGCAACAUAAAUACUUUUAUGAAAUGAUGGGUUGCAGUAAAAUAAAACUAGUUUAGGAUUGAUUUGAAUACCUUACAUCUACAUAACUGUUUACUUUUGUUCUAAACCUCCAAACAUAAUUUCAUCAAUAUAUUUUGUUGAAAUAUGUAAAGAACCCAAAUGAUAAUCUCUUAAAUACUAUUUUUACCAUAAUUUCAUAAUAAGUUUUAAAGGUUAGAGCGAUUGAUUUAAAUAAUUUUGUUACAACUCCCUUUAAAAAAAACAUUUUCAUAGUCAUAAAUAGAAACCUUCAUGUAAAUACGUCAACAAAAAGGUCAAAGUUAGCAAAAAGUCAGUAAUAAUAAGAACAAUAAUAGCAGUAACUCUAAAUGUGUAAAAAUAUUAAAAGCCGUUUCCAUAUCCAAAAGAUAAGAAACCCAUAGCAUGUUGAAGAGCUCUCCAAGAGAUAAAGAAACAAUUUUCUGUUAAUAAGGAUCAAAUACUCUCCAGUAUUAAGUUAACAGAUAAAAGCCACUCCUUGCAAAGCCCAGAGAAAAGCUUUAAAAUACUUUACUUUAAACGAAGUAAGUCGCAUGCCUAUCAAACAAAACACAAAUAAAAACGCGGAGCAAAAACAACAGAAACAUUUAAAAUAAGAUUAGAUGAAGAUGUUAAACGAUUAAAAUGUUUAUGAAGUGCUUAGGAAAUUACUCUGUAAAUACUUCCAGCUAUCUCAAGUUGAAGUCGGUGACGUACAAAAAAAGGGCAAAAAACCAUAUCUAUAAAUGUUGUAUAUAUACGAAGUGAUAUUAAGUACAGUUGCGCCAAAAACACUAUAAGCCAGUUUGAAACUAACCAAUAAAUGUGAGUUGAUGUAUACCUUACGAUAAACCAAUAAUAAACACUUGAUAUUUGUGAAAAA